Messenger RNA from Rhincodon typus (whale shark), 5287 nucleotides. It is a transcript of the gene kpna5, whose product is annotated as karyopherin alpha 5 (importin alpha 6). Gene Ontology annotation, molecular function: nuclear import signal receptor activity; protein binding. Gene Ontology annotation, biological process: NLS-bearing protein import into nucleus. The record is from RefSeq and is a predicted model, not a curated record. Gene Ontology annotation, cellular component: nucleus; nucleoplasm; cytoplasm. The coding region runs from base 153 to 1766 and encodes 537 amino acids. NCBI's taxonomy places the organism in Eukaryota, Metazoa, Chordata, Chondrichthyes, Orectolobiformes, Rhincodontidae. The transcript is spliced from 14 exons.
UGAGGAUUUUCAUUUUGGGGCGGGUUGUGGGGAAGACCGCUUGACUAUUUUUUUAAAAUAGCAAUCCCGUAAUUGGAUGGAUAUGUUAUUGUUGUUUUGUGAAAUGGAAAGUACGAUAAUCAAACUGGAGAAGAGGGCUUUAAUUUGGAAGCAUGGCAAGCCCAGUAAAAGAUAACUACAGGAUGAGAAGCUACAAGAACAAAGCAUUAAACACUCAGGAAAUGCGAAGACGACGAGAGGAAGAAGGUAUCCAGUUACGGAAACAGAAAAGGGAAGAGCAGUUGUUCAAGCGCAGGAAUGUGGCAGUUCCCGGAAGUGAUGAAGCCAUGUUUGAAAGCCCCAUUCAAGACCCUGAUAUAAGCUCUACUGUAGUAUCUUUACCUGGCGAAGGUGUAAUCACAGUAGAAAUGGUACAGAUGAUCUUUUCAGAAGAUCCUGAUCAGCAACUCGCAGCCACACAGAAGUUUCGGAAACUGUUGUCAAAAGAACCUAAUCCUCCAAUAGAUGAAGUCAUAAAUACACCUGGUAUUGUGCCAAGAUUUGUGGAGUUUUUGAAGAGGAAUGAGAAUUUUACCCUCCAAUUUGAGGCUGCAUGGGCUUUAACCAACAUUGCUUCUGGAACAUUUCUCCAUACUAAAGUGGUUAUAGAAGCUGACGCUGUUCCUAUUUUCAUUGAGUUACUUAGCUCGGAAUACGAGGAUGUGCAAGAACAGGCAGUCUGGGCACUGGGCAACAUUGCAGGUGACAAUGCUGAAUGCAGAGAUUUUGUGUUAAGUUGUGGAAUUCUUCCGCCUCUCUUACAGUUAUUAACCAAGUCAAACCGUCUUACUACAACAAGGAAUGCCGUAUGGGCUUUGUCCAACCUAUGCAGGGGAAAGAAUCCACCCCCAGAUUUUGAAAAGGUGUCACCUUGUUUGAAUGUAUUGUCAAGACUAUUAUUUAGCAGUGAUCCUGAUGUCUUGGCUGAUGCUUGCUGGGCCCUUUCAUACCUUUCCGAUGGACCCAAUGAGAAAAUACAAAUAGUUAUUGAUUCUGGUGUUUGUAGGCGAUUAGUGGAGCUUUUGAUGCACAAUGAUUAUAAGGUUGUAUCACCUGCACUGAGAGCUGUAGGCAAUAUAGUUACUGGAGAUGACAUCCAGACACAGGUGAUUUUGAACUGCUCGGCACUUCCCUGCCUCCUCCAUUUAUUGAGCAGCCCAAAAGAAUCUAUACGGAAGGAAGCUUGCUGGACAGUUUCCAACAUCACUGCUGGAAAUAGAGCACAGAUCCAGGCUGUAAUAGAUGCAAAUAUAUUCCCAGUGCUUAUUGAUGUUCUCCAAAAGGCUGAAUUCCGCACUAGGAAGGAGGCUGCAUGGGCUAUCACAAAUGCAACUUCUGGAGGAACUCCAGAACAGAUCAGGUAUUUGGUGGAACUGAGCUGCAUCAAGCCUCUCUGUGACUUGCUUACAGUCAUGGAUUCCAAAAUAGUGCAAGUUGCUUUGAAUGGACUAGAAAACAUUCUACGAUUAGGAGAGCAAGAGGCCAAACAGAAUGGAACUGGUAUCAAUCCAUACUGUGCACUUAUUGAAGAAGCCUAUGGUCUGGACAAAAUUGAAUUUCUCCAAAGUCAUGAAAACCAGGAAAUCUAUCAAAAGGCCUUCGAUUUGAUCGAGCAUUAUUUUGGUAUAGAGGAGGAGGACUCGAGCAUUGCACCGCAAGUGGAUGAAAAUCAGCAGCAGUUCAUCUUCCAACAGCAAGAGGCCCCAAUGGAAGGGUUCCAGCUCUAAAUGCAUGAUUGACGAAACUGUCUACAAGUACCACCAUUGCACCAUAUUCAGAAAGAACUUCAUAAAUCCUCAGAGCCAGAAUUAUGAAGAAGCCGCUGUAGUGGAGUUUAAAAUUAGGAACAUUGUUAAAAGGGCAAAAUUUUGAGGCAGCUUAUGCACUUUUCUAUUUGCAGUUUAAAGAUACAUUUAAACUGGGGCUGUUGAUUUUCAUAUUUCAUAUGUAAUAUUCAUUUAAGUAUCUGGGGUCAUAAAGAUCUGAACUGUGUACCUGAAUUGCUCCAAAGAGAAAGGUGUUGGAGUAGAAGACACACCUAUAUUUAAGCUGAAAUUGCAGCCAUCUAAAUAGUACUAUUUCAUGUCACUGUUUACAGCCCUAAUUUAAACAAUACUUAUUUAUUCUUUUGAUCCCAGAGCCUCAAAAUACUAUUACUGUUACAAGUUGUGGUUUACUUUUUGUUGAAUAAUGAAAUUGAAGUCUAACCUAUUUGACCAAAAUCCUUUUCUAAAGGUCCUGAAGUUGUAUUGCUAUUAUUUAAAAUUUCAGACUUGUAAAUUACAAUUUGAGCAAAUUAGUUAGCACUGCAACUUUCAACACUAGUAUCUGUAAACGUAGUUUAUAGGUACACUCCUGCCCUGCCGCCCACCCCCCCCAUGAUAAAUCUACCUCUCUCUUGAAAUUAAGACAGAAGUUGUUUAAAAGAUCCUGACUUGUUGAGAUAUUUGUUAUAGUACAAGUCAAUUCUGUGAAUGAGAACAGUGAUCAUCAGCAUUGCUAGACUAUAUUUCAAUAUGGAAAUCUGUAAAUUUACAUUUUGUUCUUAACUUACUGGAAGAUAAUUUCAUAAGUGCACUCUGAACAGAAACUUGAAAUUGUAGCAGUACCAACUACACUUCGAGUUGACAAUUGCAUUGGGAUGUGUAGAGUACAUGUACGAAUAUUUGUAGAAAGUGAAAUAACUGGCAAUCAUUGAAGCUGUUGUAUUCCUAAUUAGGUGACCAUACAUGGUUAGUAGCAAUAUGUAAAUUAUGUUCCUUUUUUCUUUUCUCUCCUGAUCACUCUACCCAAGUUCCAAGUAGAAAGUGCACUAAGUGAAGAUAUUACUAUUCUUCAAUUUGGGAAAUUAAUUCAGGUUAGUUUAAUAGAUUUGGCUUAAGAAUUUUGAACAACCAAAUGGGUGUAGGUUAAUGGUGGCUAGAGUGGCAUUUCACAAUAAUGCUGUUUAGACAUCUCAUUCAUUCACAUUUUUUCCUCUUACUGAGCACUACUGUUGAUUUUUCCCUUUUUCUUAUUCCUUUAAGAAUGUUUGUGUAUCCCUUAAAAUUCUUUAUGUACCAGAUAGGUGUAUGAACUACUGCAAAAAACUAUUUUCUUAUGUUUACUUCACUAAAUUGGUAGAAUUAGAAUUUCCAGCUGAUGUUAAAAUAAUGUCAAAAAUCUUGUUACACUAAUCUUCAAAACUUAUAUGUAACAAAAUAUAUUACUGGUUUCUGGUUUCUUCCAAUAAUUAAUCCACCAUACCAGCAAGAACACGUUUUUAAAAGGUUUGUCCAGUUAAGGAUGGGGGAACUGCACUUCUAAAUUAAAUAAUUUGAAAGAAAAUAAGUUAGUUAAAUCUAGGAAUGCAUACAAUUUUCAAAAAUACUUGUUUAUUCAAUAUUAAGUAUGUAGAUUUUGAUUUUAAUUUGCAAUAUUGAUAUGCGUACUGAAUUUUUUUGUUUAUCAGAAUUCAAAGUUAAUUUUGCUGUUGUAUUAUGUUUGUGUAUGGGUGUGGUACUAAGAAUGACAGGUGAUACCAGCCAAUGAGUACUCAAUAUGUUUGUGGGACAUUCCUCUGAUGAUAUUUUAAGGGAGGCACAUGAAAAAUGUUAUUGAUCAUCCACAUAUUGUCAACAGUAAUUGUUAAAAGUAUCUCAAGGGGAGCAGAUUGUUAUUCUGAAUGGCCUGAAUAAACAAAAUAGCCAAAUUUGGUGUAUCAUGAUAAAAUGUAACUGCAGAAUGUUGGCAGGUAUGUGCACAUCUAUGUACAAAAGCAAAUCCGUAUUUGAAAAACAUUCUGGAAAAACUCCUAGAUGCAUUAUGAGUAAAAAUACAAUUGUAAUUUGCAAUACAUUCAUGCAACAAAGACAUUUCUUCCUGUGAAUGUCUUUUUUUUUAAGUUAUAUAAUAUUUCUUGAUGCAACUGAUGCCUUUCAAUGAAAAGUGUCUUCUGCAUUAUUUUCCAUUUUAUAGGUUCAUGGUGGGUGGAAAUUGAUGUUUUGGAAUUGCAGUUGUAGUUCUUUGAGUCUUAAAUAGAACUAAACUCUAGAAGUGUAUGCAAUAGUAAUACAGUUAAAAUGUAACUGAUAUUUGCAUGUGCUAUUAAUGCAUGGCUGUUUUAAUAUACAGUUUUUUGCCAAGCAACAUGCAUAAUGUAUAUUACUUAAUUGCUCCCAUGUUCCUAAAAGACCACUCACCCAAAUUUGCACAGUAUUUGACAAGUGUGGCCAGAUCGUAAUUUAAAAUUUCCAACAGUAUUACUUUGAUAUGCUGGGAAGCACUUUUGUCUGUUAAAGUAUAGUUAAUAUUUAGCAGACAACUACUUCAAUUUCAUGAAACAUUUUAACUAGGGUGAAACUUUAUGUACACAGUAAUUCUAUGAAAGCAUAUCAAUUGCCCCAAUCUUGCCCUUGGGAAUUUAUGCAGCAGUGUGUUCAAAUGUCCUGUUUUGGAAUUCAGAAAUCAUUUUACAAGUGCUGAUUUCACAAAAACCAGAAAAUAAGUGUUAGAGUAUUUUGUAUUGUAGCUUUUGUUGCUACUUUAGUUACAUCAAAAUCUGUGCCUCAGCCAUGAGCUCAGUUUAGCAGUGGCUACCUAGCUGUAUUUUGCAGUACAUAUGUUGUAUCCUACAGAAUAAUGUAAGCCUCAAAAUCUAAUAUUACCAAAUUAAUGUAUUUGAAGGCAAGUGUUUAAUACAGCUUCCUUUAUUAGACAAACUAUAAUUGUAAUACAUCCCUACCAGCAAUAGUUACAUAAAUCAUGGAGAAAAGUUUGUUUCAAAAAUCUGUGCUCAAUUCACAUCUACAUCAUUAAAGCUAAUGUUUGUGUGUAUAUAUUUUUUUACGAUGACUAGAGCUGUACAGUUUGACGUGUAUUCAUUGCUUUUGGAUCUAUUUUCUUUCAAUUGGAAUUACUUUUUUCUACUGUUGCUGGCAACAGCCCUGAAAUCAACAGCCCUGAAAUGUUUUCCUCUCUUUUCUCUGCCCCCAACCUGACCCAUUCUUGUUCUCCUUAAAUUUUAAUCUCUGAAAUUGUUUGAACAAAAUCAAGUAGAUGCGCCAAGCCUGAUGCAAAAGGGUAAAUAUCAUGCAAAAUAAGUCAAAUUUUGUUUGUGCAUUAUUUGUAUAUGUGCUAAGGAUGUUAAUUUUUUUCUUCCACUCUUGGGCUAGGAAUUGCACAAUCUAACGUUAUUGAGUUGCAUUGGAAUGUAUUAAAUUUAGAAAUGUCUGGAAAGCGAAGAAAAAAAUAAAAUCCAUUCACAUGA